GUUUUACCAGGGAAACGAAGAGAAGGGGAAACAGAAGAUGCCGUGCCUCAAUCUCUCCACCAACAUACGCUUGGAGGACGUCGACACCUCAGGGAUCCUAUCCGAGGCAACGAAGACCAUCGCCGACAUCGUCGGCAAGCCCGAAUCUGUUCGUCCCAGAUCCCUUACUCUCUCCACUCGAUCUCUGUUCUUCGAUUUAGUCGUUAUAUUCUAUACGGUUCACACUUUGGAAAGGAAUGAAGAGGAGGCUCUUGUGUUGAUAGAUUCCGAAUACCUGCUAAUUAACCAGUAUGUAAUGGUUGUGCUUAAGGGAUCUAUACCCAUUUUGUUUGGUGGUACACAACAGCCAGCUGCUUAUGGUGAAUUAGUUUCCAUUGGAGGGCUGAAUCCCGAUGUGAAUAAGAAACUAAGUGCGGGAAUUUCUGAUAUUUUAGAGAAUAACCUGUCCAUUCCAAAGUCCCGUUUCUUUUUGAAGUUUUACGACUCGAAGGCCAAUCAAGCACAAGAACAUGCUCAGUGUUUGCAUGCCUUGCAUCAGCAAUAAACAUGUUAUCCCUCAAGUACUUUUUUAUGUGUACUUGGAUUUGACAGUGCUCACCUAAACUCUGUAUGCACAACAUUAUACGUUUAUGCUUAGAAUAUUGCAGUUCAAAUGAUUCGACUACAUUUCUAGAAUUGGUGAACCAGUUUGCGGAGUUCUUGUUCAUUGUUAAUGCUCGAGCUAUUUUGUACAUUUUGAUUAAGAGAAUGCACAGAUCCUCUUGUGUCUCCUGUGUGCAUCAUUUGAUGUCUAGCUCUCUUUCUGCAUUAUGAAAUGUGAUGCGGAUAGAUAAGUACCUGAUGGUUGUUAUUUGUCAUCAUUCGUUGGUUUGAGGAAGUUGAUUCUGGUCAUUUUGUUCUAUUAGAUUUGCUAUGUGAUUGUGUAAAUUGUAAUGGAAUUUUCAUUUUAAAGAGGAGUUUUGGCACAAUGGUAAAGUUGUUGUUUUAUGACCAAAAGAUCAUGGGUUUAAAUUCUGAAAACAGUCUCUUACAAAAAAAAGAAAAAUAGAGUAAGACUGCAUAUAUGGAUCUUUCCCCAUGACCCUGUAUUGUUGGAGCAUCGUACACCAGGCUAGUUUUUUUUUUUAAUGGAAUUUUCUUCUUUACUGUAGAUGCUUAUUAUUAUGUUUGGUAUUCUCCUCUAUCUUGAUAGCUUUCCUGUGCGAGUGCAAAGCCUUGGCAAAACCUUGGCAGCUUCGGCAUCAUGUUGGACCAGCUCACCCUCUCAUGUGCAUUCCAAUACUCAGGCUCCUCCAACUCAACCUCGGACACUUCACUGCUUCUGGCUGUUCCAAAGUUCAUGCAGGGAAAUUUGAGGGGUGGAGACGAGGCCAAAGCUCUUGUCAACUCUCCAAAAGCUCUUGUCAGGUUCUCCCUCUAGAGCAAAAACUCUUCCUCUGCAACUCUUGAUUCUCUCUGCUUCACCUGCACAUCACAUGCAAGCACAUGAACUAUAAACCAAAUUAUAUUGCUGCUCCAGAAUCUCUCAAAUUAGCAACACUAAGUGCUCUCUCUGAAGCCAAAGUUAGCAUGAAUCUCUAUCUCUGAAUU
Molecule: messenger RNA, 1590 nt
Organism: Zingiber officinale
Lineage: Eukaryota; Viridiplantae; Streptophyta; Magnoliopsida; Zingiberales; Zingiberaceae
Product: macrophage migration inhibitory factor homolog
Exons: 6
Coding region: 38-544 (168 amino acids)
Molecular function (GO): phenylpyruvate tautomerase activity
Source: RefSeq, a predicted model, not a curated record